Molecule: messenger RNA, 726 nt
Organism: Aspergillus terreus NIH2624
Lineage: Eukaryota; Fungi; Ascomycota; Eurotiomycetes; Eurotiales; Aspergillaceae
Gene: xanF
Product: xanthocillin biosynthesis cluster protein xanF
Exons: 4
Coding region: 1-726 (241 amino acids)
Source: RefSeq, a predicted model, not a curated record
AUGACCACUGAACCGCUUCACCUCCAUCGAGACCACCUCUCCGUGGCGGAGGUUGACCUCCACGAUCCAUACGUGACCGCAAACCUCGGCCUCUUCAUCAUCCAUAACGUCCUCCGCCGCAAUCUCGCCAGCUGCGCCCGCCACGCCAAAUGCCUCGCAACAUCCAACUUCGAACCCUUCCUCGUUUAUACCCGCUACACCCUCCAAGUCCUCGAGGAUCACCUCCGCUGCGCAGAGGACAUCUCGCUCCCCGUCUAUGCGGACCGGGACCCGCGAUUCAGCGCCCUGAUGGACGCGCAUAAGCAAGUUCGCAAGGAAAUUCUCCCGCUUCAGAGUCUCCUUGCCACACCCUCGUGGAAGUUGGCCGCGGUGCUCCCUCAAAUCGCCGACAGCCUGGCUAUUCUCCAGGAGAAGCUCUACCCGCAGUUCGAUGCCGUCGAAGACGUGAUCAACCAGACAGCGCGACAGAUCCCGCUGGAGAUGGUCAAGGCGAUGGAUGCCAGGCUCGAGGAAUGCCGGCGGCAGAAUAGCAGGAAGCAAGGGACCGUGUGGGCGGCGUUUUAUUUGACACGAGCCUUGAGUCCAGAGGAACGGGAGUUGGGUGCCUUGCGCAUGCCGAAGCAUAAGCUUGAGGGGAUGUUGACUGCGGGGGAGUUGCAGUUUCGACGUUGGUUGUAUGGAUAUGAUUUCGGCCACUUGCCGUCAGGGUUCGGAGCAGAGAUUUGA